This is a messenger RNA of Theobroma cacao (cacao), 3033 nucleotides long. RefSeq names its product homeobox protein ATH1 (gene ATH1). Gene Ontology annotation, biological process: regulation of DNA-templated transcription. Gene Ontology annotation, molecular function: DNA binding. The record is from RefSeq and is a predicted model, not a curated record. Lineage: Eukaryota; Viridiplantae; Streptophyta; Magnoliopsida; Malvales; Malvaceae.
UACUCUUGCGUGGCUUCUCUCUCUCUCUCUCUCUCUAUCUUAAUGAAUGGGGCCAUUUCAUUCAACUCCAUUUCUCUGCAGAACUGCUUUUCUUUUUCUUCCUUUUUCUGGGCCUGUUGGGACACUCUCUCUCCUUUUUAGUGGGUUCUCUCUGUUGUUGGUGUCUUUUAUUUUCAAAACCCAUUUGUGUUCAAGAGCUUUAAAUCUUUGUGGACAGAGAGGGAGAGAUUAUGAAUCUUGUUGGGGUCUGAAACUGUGAAUCUCAGUUUCUUGGGGUUUGAGUUCUUGGAGAAAACUCCACUUUUCUGUUCAUGCAAACAAAUUAACCCCACUUUUUUGUGUUGGCUCUUUUUUUUUUCUUCAUUUCUUUUAUGACCCUCUGAAAGAGGUGGGGAUAAUGCAGGAGUCCUGUUGGCUUUUUCACCUUAUUCUUUUUGUUAAAGACGAAACAAAGGUUUUUACUACUGUUUCCUGGCUUUUUUGACAAUUCUCUUUUUAUGGAGAAACAGAAAACCAAUGAUUUUAUGUGAACUUUGCAUUGCAAUGGCUUCUUUUGGAGUUCUCUGAGAAAAGCCUACAUGUAUUUCUCAAUCAAAAUACAGUAACAGACCACUUUAUAUUUUGAGUAGGGUGAACGAUUUCUCAUCUCUGAUCCCCUGGAAUUCCAUUGAACCUGCACGAAAAUUCUUGACUCCGAUACUUUGCUUUUAUAAGGUUUUGGUGAAGAAAAUAGUUUCCUAAGCUGGUUUUUCUAUUGAUAGAUAAAUGCAAGGUUGAAAGCUACUCUUCGAAUCAUUGCAGGUUCCUGGUGGAUCAUCUGAGCAAGAUAGAAUGAUUAUGGGGACGACAUAAAAUAUAUGGUUGCAGCAAGAAAAUUUGUGCAGUUGUUUUUGUUGUAAAAGUGCACGAAAAAAAGUUGAAUCAAGGAAGUUUGUUAUAUAGUGAAAUUAAAUUGGCUUAACAGACAAUUGAAGCUUAAGAACCCCAAAUGAAGAAGCAGCUGCUUAUGCCCGAUCCCAUGUGAUUUUUGUGCCCACUAUAUGAUGGAGAAUGAUAUGUUCAGCGUUUCACGAGCCAUGGGAAACCGAAAUCCUGUGGUUGUUGAUGGGAUUCCAUCGCGGACAGCCCCAAAUUCAAUUGUUGAAUCCCACUCAUUUAGCAUCAUCAACCAAAAUCAGACACUAGCUGAAUUUCCAGUGCUUCCAUCAGCGCAAGGAGAAAUUAUCAGUGAUCUCUGUGCUGAUCUACACAUAACUAAUCGUGCCAGGUUCUUCGACUCAAAUGCAUUGGUCACAUCUCUUGGAAGGACUGUUGUGAGUGAUGUUUCACUUGGCAGUUCACCUUCAGAGGAUAAUAUGGAGUUUCAGGAGCAAUUCAUGGGCAGAACAGCCAUCUCUUCUAUUCCACCUGCAAAGUGUGUUCCUCAAGAAAACUUAAACGAGUUAGCAAUCAUAGCACCUUCCAUCUACCCUCUGGAUGUCAGGACUUAUUCUUCAACUAGCUGUUCUGAUGGCAUAAAUUCUUCUCUGGUAACCUCUGUGAACUGUGUAUUUAACGAAGCACUUGGUAAUUUGAACAAUAAGUGGGAUUUUGAGAAGUUUCCUUCUCCUCUGGAGCUUGUUGGGAAACCCCCAUUGAGAACAGCAUGUCAACCAUAUACAUCAAUAGGAUGUCCGGAUCCAAACGGGUGGAUUUCAUCAAAUGGGGCAAAUAUGAGCAUAGAUUAUCCUUGUGGUUCCUCUAAACAUAGUAAUGAGCUCUCUUUAAGUCUCGCCACAUCUCUGCCUGCUGUCAUUAGCGGUAACAAUAUACCUGAUCAGUCCUCUGAGAUAAACUGUUCUGGUGCAAAUCACUUCUGCUUGAAUACAACAAGGUUAGGCUCAGAACAACCUUCUUGUAAUGCUAAGGAGCUUUCUCUGAGUUUUGGUUCUUAUGGACCAGUUCAAGAAUCACACCUGAUAUCAGGAUCAAGAUAUCUUCAUGCAGUUCAGGAAAUACUUGCUCAAAUUGCAAGCUAUUCACUGGAAAAUCUAGACCAGAUGAGUGUUGGAGCUGGAGCAACCAUUCCAUUCUCCUCAAGCUUUCUAGCAGGGAGAGGGAUGGCACUGAUGGAUCCAAAUGAGCAUCCUGAUAUUGAUGGUAAUUCUGAGGUUCGAUUAGAGCCAGAAGUACGAAAACGAACUGUUGAGGCAAAGAAAACUCAACUUCUGACUCUACUGCAAGUGGUUGAUGACAGAUACAGUCAAUGCUUGGAUGAGAUCCAUACAGUUAUAUCUGCAUUCCAUGCUGCAACUGAGUUGGACCCUCAGGUGCAUGCUCGUUUUGCUCUACAGACAAUCUCUUUCUUAUACAAGAACCUAAGAGAGAGGAUCAGCAACCAAAUCCUAGCUAUGGGAGCAAAUUUUGACAGUGGAUAUACAGGAGGCAGGGAAAAAUCUUUUCAGAAUUCAUUCAUCCAGGAGCAAUGGGCACUGCAGCAGCUAAAGAAAAAAGAUCAAUUAUGGAGACCACAGAGAGGGUUGCCUGAAAAGUCUGUCUCAGUUUUACGUGCGUGGAUGUUUCAGAACUUUCUUCACCCGUACCCUAAGGAUGCAGAGAAACAUUUACUUGCAAUUAAAAGUGGCUUGACAAGGAGCCAGGUCUCCAACUGGUUCAUAAAUGCUCGUGUUCGACUAUGGAAACCAAUGAUAGAGGAAAUGUACUCAGAGAUGAACAGGAGAAAGGCUCGGCAAAAUGAGGAGGGAACCAACAGCAACCACAGAAGCCAGAUAAGCAUCAACAAUCAAAGAUUUAACAUUAAUUGAAGCUGAAGAAAGAAUCAAGGGGACAAAGAAUUCGAGCAGGUUUCAAUAGGAAAGAAACAACACAUCCACCUCAAGGUUACAACUGUACAUAAUGCUCCAUAUAGUUGGAACCUUAGCCUUAAGGAUAUAAUUCUAUCAGUAAUUAGUAUAUAUUCUAUUCAACAGUAAUCCCUUUGUUGAAAAUAUUAUGAAUUCAUAUUAAAUUAUAUGGAAUUACUUGGUAUGAAGA